CAUGAAUUUCCUCGAAGCAGUGGAAAGGUAUAUUAUAGUACUGUAUAAACUUCCCCUAACAUAUCUAAAUUGAGAUAUUUAUCAGCUGGAAUAUCUUUAAUAAAUUUAUGUUAUUAGGUAGAUUAUUAGGCAUAUUCUCCAUUCUGGGAGUUGAAGUUCACAAGUCUUAAAAGUUGCCAAGUUUGAAGACCUCUGGCUUAACCCAUCCCUUUCCUUUACGCGCAAAUCAGCGCUCCCAAUUGCACCGACGUCUCCACCAGGGGGCGCCGCUCUCCGUGAAGCUGCAAAAUAAAAAAAGCUGAACCGUCCAGCGCCAGUUGCAACUUGGGAGCGUUGCGUAUUAAACCAAACCUAUUUUUAAAGGGGGGAGAGUGGCAAGAGAGCCUCUGUUUCAGGAUGAAGCUAUUCCCCCACAUUCCCCGCUGCGAGCCGACCCGUCCACUACAAAACACCACAACCACACCGAACCUCCUCCCUACCUUCGCGCAACUCGCCCGGCAUCGCUGCAAGGCGCAGUUGACGUAAAGCGCGGUGGCCUUGCCUUAUGGUGGGUAGUGCCGCAAAAACCCAUCCUUUGCGUCUUACGGUCUCCCCCACUUCGCCUCCCGCCUUGCAGCUUUGAAACUCACAGUAGGCCAUCUAAAAAAGAUGAGAAGAACCAACUGCUGCUUUCUAAUGAUUACCAAGAGGGUUCGAAAGACCGAUGCAGAGAAUUAACAAAAACGUAGUACUGGGUCUUCUUACUUUGAUCAGCUCAAUCUUUCUCCUGUUCCAGCUGUACUAUUAUAAAUAUUAUCUGUCUCCAAAGAAUGGAGCGGUUUUCCCCAAGAUUAAAGGGAGCAAAGCAGGACAAGACAAUAAUCAAUGGCAUGUGGUGAGAAAAUUUCUGAAUUUGGUGUCCACCCACAACAUAGUUGUGCAUCUGAUUGAUCCUCUCCUUUUGGAACUAAUUAACCGAGACUUGGAGCAGCUUCAGACCUUCUCUGAUGGCAGUCACUCAGAAUGCAAAUACUUCUGUACCUCACGGGAUUACACCACCUUUGGACUACUGGACAAAACCUGGAAACUUGAAGUGGGCUUGUUUCAGGCUGCUGAGAAAAUGGGAUUCCAGUGGCUGAGACUUCAGAGUAAAGAUCCACGCUUAGAAGGCAUGGAGGAUCUCUCUGGAACAGAAGUUCCCUUGCACUUCAUCUUCAAACAGGCAACUCAUACCAUACAUCUAGUAGUCUUCUAUGAGAGGAGUGGCAACUACCUCUGGCAUGGGCCGCUACGUCUGAAGCUACACAUGGAUAGGACAUUUGUGCCUUUCCAAAAGCUACACUUUGGACGCUAUUCUGGAGCCUAUAACAAGAUGGAAUUACUCACUCUUUCCAUUGAUGGAUUAAUAGUCCAGGUUCCAAAAGAGCCAUCCAAAUUCCUUGAAGAAAGGUCUCACUCUCGAUUUGUUGAAUGUCGGUACAAAGAAGCUCGAGCGUUCUUCCAGCUGUACCCUGAUGAUACAUCCCCGGAGGCAGUGGAAUUCAGGAAAAAAGCCAAGGCAUUGCUGCAUCUUGCUGCUCUGACACUGAACACUUUAGGAGUACAAUUCUGGCUGAGUAGCGGGACUUGUCUAGGUUGGUACAGACAGUGCAACAUUAUUCCUUACAGUAAAGACCUGGAUUUGGGGAUUUUUAUUCAAGACUUUAAACCGGAUAUUAUUCCAGCGUUUCAGAAGGCUGGAUUACCACUAAAGCACAAAUUUGGCAAGGUUGAAGAUAGUUUAGAGCUCUCCUUCCAGGGAGGAGAAGGUGAAGUGAAGCUUGAUAUUUUUUUCUUCUAUGAAGAAGAUGACCACAUGUGGAAUGGAGGAACCCAGGCCAAAUCAGGCAAAAAAUUUAAGUACUUCUUUCCCAAAUUUACCCUGUGCUGGACUGAGUUUCUAGAACUCAAGGUACAUGUACCAUGUGAAACCCUCCACUAUAUUGAAGCCAAUUAUGGUAAAGACUGGAAGGUUCCUGUCAAAGGGUGGGAUUGGAAAAAUUCACCCCCCAAUGUCCAGCCUAAUGGAAUCUGGCCUAUCAAUGAAUGGGAAGAAGUAAUUCAGCUCUACUGAUUUAUCUGUAAGAUGAGGGCAUCAUAAGAAUAUUUGUUCCAUCAUGUCUCAGAAAUCAUCAGCAUUGGGAUGCUUCAUGGAUUUGCCACUGUUUUAAUGGCACCAUACAUGUGAAAAUUGGUGCACUGCGUCAUGGUUGGGUGUGAAUUUGAAUUUGAAGGAGCUGCUGUAGCAGAAUCUAUGAAAUGUCAGCCUCAGAAGACACAAAGCCAAGAGUCACCUGAGGCUGAUCAAACAUAGCCGCUAUCUGAAUAGCUGAGGCAAUCAGACAAUGGUGAGGAGAGCAGAAAACAAAAUACAGACUUAAGUGAGAUUCCUUGUCAAGCAAGGGAGUAAAUAUCUUGAUUAAAGGCAGCUGGCUGCGGCCUGAUUACAAGGUAACCUAUUAUCCCUCAUUGGAAUCAACUGUCUGAUCUGCAGCUUUUGUGUGAUGUUUGUAUGAAAUUCUACUCCUGAAAUUCUGACUUCUGGAUUGGCUGACAACCUGGCUCUUGGAACUUUGGACUGGAGUUUGACUAUUCUCCUGUCUGCUCCUAUUCAAGAAAACCUAUUCAGGCAAGCUUCUUUCAGAGGCUCUAUUUCUGUUUGCAUUCCUUGUCUGCUGUUAUCUACUCAACUUUGAGUAAACUGCUAAUUUCCAUAGCAACUGUGUAUUGUGAGUGUAUAAUUGAAACCAGAAGCAGGACACACUGCUUCAGCAGUUUAUAUAGCUGAGGAUGGAAGAAUUCAAAAAACAUUUUGUGUAUAUGUAUGCUUGUAUGUAUAUAUGAAAAUGAACAGUAGUGGUUAUUUGAAUGUUGUGUGAUGGCAAACAUGCUUACAGCAAGGAAGCAACAAUAUAAAAACUGGGCAAAGAAGAUACCCUGGCAGAUCAUUAUAAAAGAAACUGUCAAAAGGGGGCAAAUCAUACAGGUAACCCUCACUGACUGUCCACAUUUGGUGGUCAUUAAACAUGAUGGUAAAUGGUAAAUGUCCAUGCCAACUUACAACAUCAAUUCUGGCUGACAGUAAUUAAAUUGUGCCUGCUUAUUAAGCAUGACAUCAUCUGACUGCAGUUUUCAGCUUCCUGCCAGCAUACCCAUCGAAGUUGUUUGUUCCAGUGUUUGUGCUCCAAUGAAUAGAGGGUGUCAUUGUAUAUUUUAAAUUAAUGAUAAUGACCUGCUAAUUAAGAAGAUUGAAAUGUUAAAAAAGUAUCCAGCAAAUGAAUUGUUAAAUGAAACAGAACUAAACCUGUGAAAGAAUUUUCAUAGUACAUAAUAUUGAUAAGUGACAUACUACUUCCUAAGGACAGUUCUAGCUACAGGUAAUCCUCGACUUAUGACCAUUUGUUCACCAUUGGAUAUUACGAUGGUGCUGAACAAAGAGACUGUUAUGACAUUGCAACCCUCAGCAGCCCAUCCACACUUACAACAGGUUGCAGAGAUGCUGCAACUUCUCUCAUUUGCCUAUUGUAUCUCCCCCCCCCAUCUACGCUCUUAAACACCUAAGGAAUUGUCACAGUAAGGCAUGAAGCAGCCACCCGCCACAAGGCAGAGCACACAGUGGGGC
Thamnophis elegans (Western terrestrial garter snake) is the source of this 3640-nucleotide messenger RNA. It is a transcript of the gene FKTN, whose product is annotated as fukutin. The coding region runs from base 704 to 2092 and encodes 462 amino acids. NCBI's taxonomy places the organism in Eukaryota, Metazoa, Chordata, Lepidosauria, Squamata, Natricidae. The transcript has 10 exons. The record is from RefSeq and is a predicted model, not a curated record. Gene Ontology annotation, cellular component: Golgi membrane.